UUGGCAUCCUUUUUGGAUGUGCUGGAUUUGUCAUCCAACCUGCAGCUGAGCCAGGCAGGUAUCAGAGCCCUGCAUGGCCUCCAGCUGCAUUCCCUAAAAUUGGAUAGCACCCCAUUAAGUUCAUUCAGCCUCGUAGACUCAGGACUGCUCCAUCUGGACUUCCUCUCUCUUGUGGGUACAGGUGUGACAAAACUGCCUGGGAAUGUGACAGGGUACUUUGCACUUCGUGCCCUUGACCUUGGGAGGAAUCAAAUCCAAAACAUAGAGGAUGCAGACCUUGCAAGCUGCUGUUCCCUAGAACUCCUCAGCCUUCAUGAUAAUGGCCUGCAAUCACUUCCCAUUGGGUUCCUGAGUGCCCUUCCCCAGUUUCAGAGGCUCAACCUGUCCAUGAAUAACCUGGGUUCAACCUUGGUGCUCCCAGAAGGGCUGGUUCGUUCAAACCUAGUGCUCGAUCUGUCCUACAAUGAACUCUAUAAUCUGCCAUAUGGGGCCUUCUCCUUUCGUCCUCAUCUUCAGGAACUCAGGCUGGGUGGCAACAACCUCUCCAACUUAACCAGUGGAAGCCUUAAGGGACUCAGGUGGCUAAAGACACUAGACCUGAGUUGGAACCAAAUUAAGGUUCCAAAUCCAGGCUGGCUCUCUUUUCUCCCUGCCGUCACCUCACUGAACCCCCUAGGCACCUAUUUAGAGUAUAUCCCAGGCAAGCAGCUCCAGGGUCCCCACAAGCUGAGCUGUCUGAAUCUGGGUUCUCUCCUCAAACUGCACAUUUGCCCUCCCUGGCCUCCAGCACUGCUCAGCUUGGAGGUGUGGGCUAGAACGUGGAUUGAGUUCAUAGUCCCCGACGAUCAACAGUUUUUGUUCUUGGAAAACCUUACCUUGCAAACUUCCUCUGUGCUAUUGCAUUCAAGCAAUGCUACCGUUUAUUUCCUGUCCCUGCAUUGCCUCACUCUGAAAGGCGUCAGUGCCUACAUUUUCUCAAGCUGUUGGCCCCAGAAAUUUUUUCCACAGCUUUCUCUCCUAGAACACUUGCACUUCUGGUCUGAUAAUGGGGACAUGGAGGACAUGUGUCUGUCUGGCAUGCCCAGGCUGUGAGUGCUGGAGCUGGGAACCUAAACUUCCUCUGAGUUUGGUUCAGUGAAGCUGGAGACACUUCUGAAGGAAGUGCCUCAGUUACAGGUGCUGGCAAUGAGCCACCUGCAUCUUUGGAACCUCUCCAUGUCCACCUUCAGGGACUUGGGUCACCUCCAGUUGCUGCUGUUCAACUCUGAAUUAUCUCUAGGGUUGGAGAGUAGCCUUCAAGAGCUAAUCCCCCAGAUGCCACAAUAUGUUUAUUUCUCAAAUGUCGCCGUCAACUGGCAGUAUGAAAGCUCUUGGGUGCGUCCUUGGGCAACACGGGCUCCCAAUAACUUUGUGUAUGGGCUAGAGAAAUCCAUCUGCAUGGCAAAUGCUUCUGACUAUUCCAAGACUAUUCCAUCUGACUAUUCCUUGCUCUCCUUCCUUUCUGAUCACUGCACACGUGAUCCUGAGUUUCAGGGCUUUCUCGCCAGCUUUACACUUGUAUUCCUGAUGUCCAUCUUUGGACUGCUUAGCUGUCCCAAGUGGUACUGGCUUCAUCACCUCUGGAAUCAUUUUCAUGCCUGGUGGUGGAAAUUAUGUGGGUGUGGCCCCAGAAGGCAAUUCUAUUAUGAUGUCUUUAUAUCCUACUGCGAUCAGGACCAAGCCUGGGUGCUGGAAGGACUGGCUCCUGCCCUGGAGAAGCCUCCUCCAAUAGCUGAGGGCUUGAGACUAUGUCUGCCAGCAAGAGACUUUGGCCUUGGGCAGGACAGGAUGGAAGCCAUAGUUGCCAGCAUAGAGAGCAGCAGAGCUAUUCUCUGUGUGCUCAGCUGCCAGGCCCUGAAAAGUACCUGGUGCAAUGUGGAGUUCAGGCUUGCCACCUACCACUUGGUGGCACAGCCCGGGAUAGCCCACCUACUGCUACUGUUUCUGGAGCCUAUAGAGCGUGGCUAUCACCGUCUCAGCCAGUGGCUCCAGAAGGAGGACUGUGUUGAUUUACAUCAAGAGAAAGUGGAGUGGAAUGCUUUCUGUGAGCAACUUCUGAGAAGGCUAAGGAAAGCAGGACAAGAAAGAGAAGAUUAA
This is a messenger RNA of Fukomys damarensis (Damara mole-rat), 2136 nucleotides long. RefSeq names its product toll-like receptor 11. NCBI's taxonomy places the organism in Eukaryota, Metazoa, Chordata, Mammalia, Rodentia, Bathyergidae. Gene Ontology annotation, cellular component: membrane. Gene Ontology annotation, molecular function: protein binding; transmembrane signaling receptor activity. Gene Ontology annotation, biological process: toll-like receptor signaling pathway; immune response; inflammatory response. The record is from RefSeq and is a predicted model, not a curated record.